GAGAGAUGAUGGAUAAGCACCCCGUUAUCAGUACACUUUGCUUGAGGUAAAAGUCCAGUUCAACAACUGGCAGGUUAAAGUGCAUCUGGCGCGCACAGUGUUUGUGUUGCUUUCAUUCAUUCAGCAGUUACUCAGAAGAGAAGAAGCUCACGUUGGAGUUAUACAUCUAUAUACAACCAGCUAUGGAUAUUUUAGAGACAGAUUCCAGAUACCGGAACUCAUCUGUGGCGACUGUGAGAAGCAUUAUUCUAAAGCUGCUGCCGUUCCUGAUUUCCUGCUACAAUUAUUUUGCUUUGUGGCUUCCGCUGACAGAGCCGGACUUGUUCCAUGCCAUUAUCAAGAGCCUGCCCAUCCUCUGCCUGGGCUUUUUCAUUGUGGUCCAUUCACUGAGCCUGGGAAGCUUCAGCCAGUACUCCAAGAAGAUUUUGGUGGGACUGAUGUUCUCGGCAGCUGGAGACAUCUGCUUGCUCUGGACAGAUUUCUUCCUCCACGGCAUGGUUAUGUUUGGUUUGGCCCACCUCAUGUACAUAAUUGCCUUUGGCUUCCGUCCUCUCAGACUGCAGUUAUUUAUUCUUAUAGCAUUACUCUGUGCCACCUUCUUCUUCUUCACUUUGCCCUACUUGCAUGGACCUUUUCUGUACAUGGUUCCUGGAUACUCGGCACUGAUUGGCACCAUGGCAUGGAGAGCUCUGGCCAGGGUCAGCCUGGCAUCCUACAAGUUUUCCUGGGCACACGUCUCUGCUGCACUCGGCUCCCUCAUUUUCGUGGUGUCAGACUGUUUCCUUGCGGUAGAUAAAUUCUGCUUCCCCAUAGCCGACUCCCGUGCAAUUGUGAUGGCCACCUAUUAUGGAGGACAGAUGUUUAUAGCGAACUCCAUAGCUGGUGGCUCGGAGGAUGACUUUUCAUGGAAGAAGAAAUGAACAGCAGCUCCUGCAGCCAGAAAUGAAGAGACUCUAUCAGUACCCAGGCUCAUGUUAGUUAGGAACGGGUUUACAGUAAUGCAGCCCUGGGCCUGGAAUCUCCAAACUGAGGGUAAAAAGCACAUUCAUCUUCUUGGUCAAACAUAAAACACUCCAGUUAGUGCUGAGCUGCAACUCCCAGCAUCCACUGUUAUCCUUUCACUGCCGGGACUGAUUUGGAUCCAGGAUUGCCAUCAGUAAUCAUUGGGUCUCAUACUACUAUAGUUGCAGGACCCUCCCCCCAGAGGGCCCCAGUUAUUGGCCCAUUGGUCACCUGGGUGGAGAACCCUGCCAACAAGUAAAAUGGGGCCUCAAUGAAAAACAAAACCCUCAAAUGGAUGGCCACACCCCUGAUCUGCCCCACCCACUGUCCUUUUAUGCCAAAAACAAGCCCAUGGUCCAUCCAAGCCAAGUCCACUAUCAGCGAGU
Molecule: messenger RNA, 1388 nt
Organism: Xenopus laevis (African clawed frog)
Lineage: Eukaryota; Metazoa; Chordata; Amphibia; Anura; Pipidae
Gene: tmem86b.S
Product: lysoplasmalogenase-like protein TMEM86A
Exons: 3
Coding region: 183-920 (245 amino acids)
Cellular component (GO): membrane
Molecular function (GO): alkenylglycerophosphocholine hydrolase activity; hydrolase activity
Source: RefSeq, a predicted model, not a curated record